AUGACAGAUGCAGGGGGCGUUUUCGACUUGGAUGGGGACCCAGAAGGCGCGGAGGGACACGAGGGAGGUUCCAGCCUCCAAGCCGUCCUCGCCGCGAGCCGCCAACGAGCGGAGGCGAAGAGCGCGCAGGAGCUACAGCUCGAACUGGAGGCCGUCAGGUUGAGGUUGCUGAGGCGGAGCCAGAUCAUCGAUGCCCUUCGGUCGGCCUAUGUCCGAGACGUCGUCAUCGUCAAGAAUGAGCUCAUGCGCAAGUCCGCCAUGACUGACGAGGAAUACGUCGCUCAGGGAGGGCCGGGCACGGACAUCACCGACGCCAUCCCCAGCCUGGACAUGCGCCCGGUGCUUGCCCUGUUUUCCCCGGAGGAUGCGUUCCUAAGGAUAGAGUCGUGCACGGGCUGCGGAGGGCAUCUGGAGAUCGUAACCAAGGAAACCAAACGGGUCGCAAGGCUAACCAAGCGAAUAAGCGACCUGAACGAGGCGAUGGGUGAAACCGCCAAAGAAGCAGCACAACUCAGGGCCGAGCUGAUACUAACGAGGCACCGUGUGAAGGAGCUAGACGAGAGGAACAUAGUCAACAGAGAUACCCUCGUGGCCAAGCUUGAACAGACGCAGAGGACUUGCGAGGCGGACGUGCUUGCGCUCAAGGAGGACGCGCGCCGAUCCGACCGUGCGUGGGAGGCAAAGAUGGCGCGAAAGGACGAGCAACUCACAGUGAUUCCCGCGCUUAUCAAGGAGAGGGACAAGUUGCGCGAGGAAUUGGACCAGGAGAUAUCCUCCAGAGAACAGGAUCAGCACCGCAAGGACGUCGAAAUCGCCACGCUCAAGGCGAAGGUGGCCCACUUGGAGUCGUCCGCGGAAGCCGACGCAAAGCGAAUCCUGGAAGCCCGAAGCAAGACCGAAGAUACCCAGCGCCGCCUCAACAACGAGAAGGCGGAGCACGCCGCCACGGCCGGGCUGCUGCUGGAGGAGGAAGGCAAGUACGAGCGGUGCCGGUCCCGGCUGGAGACAAGCCAGGAGCACCUGGCAGACCUGAACGAGCGGUUCAACGAGAUGCGGGCGGAGGUUGAGGCUUCCGCGGAAAACGCCGAAGAGGAGGCGGGCGAGGCAAGCGACGCGCUGGCGGCGGCCAAGGUAGAGAUACAGAGGCUCCGGACGGUGCUGGGCACGAGCGACGCCGCGGCGGCCCUGGAAGCCGCAACGCUCAAGAUUUCCACCCUUUCGGAAGAGCUUCACGCGGCAAGGUCCGAGGCUCGAGAGGCAAAUGAUGCGCUCCAGGAAGACCGAGAGAAACUCAAAGGCGCCCAGGCGGAGCUGGACAAGUCGAAAUCGCUCCGCUUGUCCAAGGCGUCCAUGCUCUCUGACAGAGGCCGGCAGAGUUCCGAUGGAGGACUGAGCUGGGCCGGGUCCUUCAUUGAACCGUUUGACGACGACGAGUUGUUGUACGAAGGGGAGAGGCAGGGUCGGAUGUCGUCGGCUAUGGCGCCGGGAGGAAGAAAAUUCGAGCAGGGGAAGUGGGCGGUCGAGAAGUGGAUAGCUUUGGUCAGGUUCCGCAAGGCCGUGGACGCGCAUAACGCGGAGGUGACGCGUCUCCGUACGCUCCUGCGGAUUGCGCAGGGGGGAGACGAACGGUCCCGCCUGGAGUCGGAGCUCGAGGUCAUGUCCAGCAACCACAGCCUCGAGGACAUGGAAGAUGCCAUGCACAAGGAGGUGGCGGCCCUGAAGUUGCAAGCGGCAGGCCAGUCGGACGGAGGUUCGGAAAGGAACCGGGCGAGGAGCUCGGCCGGCCUUGAUGGCGCCGCGUGGGAGGCAAAGCUAGCCGAAAGCGCGGAGGCCCAGCGCCUCGAGUCCGAGCGGCAACUCGCCGACCUGGCGGCACUCCACGAACAAACCGUCGAGGGGCUCCGGUUGGAGCUGAGCACGGAGAGGGAGAAUGUCGAGAGGUUGGAGUCGGAGGCCGAGGAGUCGAAGGAAAAGCUGAAGAGGCUGGCCAAGCUGGAGAAGAACGAGAAGGGGCACAACGCCAUGACGGAGGAGCUCAAGAAGAUGGAGGAAGAGACGGGAAUUCGCGUUGGAUUCGAUUCCUCGUUGGAGUUCAACACGGUGGAGGGCGAUUUGAGCAAGGAAGACGAGGCUCGUCUGAUCGAAGAGCUCGACAACGCUCGGGACGAGAUCAAGAACAUCAAGAUGAGGCAGGCCAUGGUGACGCACGAGCUGCUGGGCAACAUCAAGGUCGCGAACGCGGAAGUCGAGAUGCUCAAGGUGGCGCUGGCCGACAUGACCGCGCAGCGUGACGCCCGCAUGGACAUGGGCACCCUGGCCGGGAUGGGUUCCAAAAAGUCCGGGAUGAACCCGGAGGAGUUCCAGUCCCUCAAGGAGGAGGCGAAACUCCAAAAGAAGAAGAACGCCUCCCUGAAGACAGAGUUGGAGGAGACCUCCAAGGCGCUGUUGAUGCUACUGGAGGAGCUACGAAACGGCCGAGAUGGAGGCGCGAACGACCGCAAGGGCGGCGGUAGAGAAGGAGAAGGGGAUAGGGGCGGGGGUAAAUCUCGCACCCCGGAUGAAGAGGAAAAGGAGGCGGAGCUGGAGAAAAGGCGGCAGGAGAGAGCCGCGCAAGCCGAGGCGAAGAAACAAUUGGCGGAGGCGGAGCAGAAGGAGCUGGAGGAGUUCAAAGAGGCGUGCUUGUUGCCCCAGACGGAGGGAGUCGCAUUUGCGGCGGACAAGCUAGCAGCCGUGCAAGCCAGCGUGAAAGAGCAGUUCAAGGAUGUGUUCCUGGAACUGAAGGAGGCGCUCGAGGCCCACAAGAAGUUCGUAUUGAGGACGAGGGUAGAGGCGAGGGAGAUCACCGGAAAGAUGAACGCCCUCGAGACGGAGCUGGACAGGCUGCGGGGGCUGCACCACUCCACCCAGGAGGAGCUGCGCGGGAGAAGUGCUGUUUUGGCGCAGACCCAACAGGACCUGAGCGCGGAAAGGAGCGCUUUGGCAGCUACCCGCAAGGAGCUCGCCGCAGCUCAGGCCGAAGCGCGGGGAAAUUAUUACUUCAAGGAGAAAUUCAAGCCCCAGCUGAUCACGUGCCGCUUGAUCUUGUCUUGCUGA
This is a messenger RNA of Ectocarpus siliculosus, 3093 nucleotides long. The record is from the annotation of a GenBank genome assembly. Lineage: Eukaryota; Phaeophyceae; Ectocarpales; Ectocarpaceae.